Molecule: messenger RNA, 4011 nt
Organism: Acyrthosiphon pisum (pea aphid)
Lineage: Eukaryota; Metazoa; Arthropoda; Insecta; Hemiptera; Aphididae
Gene: nwk
Product: FCH and double SH3 domains nervous wreck
Exons: 19
Coding region: 506-3436 (976 amino acids)
Biological process (GO): neuromuscular synaptic transmission; regulation of actin filament polymerization
Cellular component (GO): neuromuscular junction; recycling endosome
Molecular function (GO): protein binding
Source: RefSeq, a predicted model, not a curated record
GGCGGUACAGUCGUCGGUAGCGCUGUAUAUAGGUUUUACGCGUAUAGCGCGCGGGCUGUUGUGCGAUCGCGCGAUUCACGGCCUACACGGUCACACGGGAACGGUGGAGGAGAAGGAGGACCGCGAUUCGGCAAAAUAGAUCGGCACCGAAAACGGGAACAGGAGGAUAAUAAUAUUAUUGUACCAGAAAAAUCAUAGUUAAUACGGACAGAGCGGUUCGAUCGCGUCCGCAUAGGUAUAUACGCGAUAAAACAACAACAACAACAACAACAACAACAACAACGAUAAUAAUAAUAGUAUUUAUCAUCCCCCAAAGCGCGCAUUCAGCGUAGUAUAUUAUUAUAUGAUAACUAUAUAGUGGCACACAAUAAUAACUAUUAAGUAAUAACAACAUCAUACACGUUAUGUGUGCGUGACAAUCACAUAACGACACGACAACGGAUAUCGUACAGCAUAGAUCGCUGGAUUGCUGGAUCGCUGGAUCGUGGUCAUCGCCGUCGUCGAGAUGCAACCUCCUCCCAGGAAAGGAAAUUAUGUCAAGUUUUUAAAAAAUCUUCAUUCGGAACAAAUAGCAAAAUUACUUUUGAAAAACCAAAACGAAUGCGAUUUGUUGGAGGACAUAAGGAGUUUUUUGAUCAAAAAAUCUUCCAUAGAGAAAUCAUAUUCUGAUGCAUUACUUAAAAUAUCUGUUGCUUUUUUGAACAAGAAAAUUGCUAAUAUACCGGACAUAAAGACUGAAGGCAGUGAAGAAAAAUGGAAUAUGUGGAAUGUGUGGCGAACAGUUCUUGAAGAAAACGAAACAGCUGCAAAAGCACGAUUAGAAGCAAUCGAAGUCUUACAAAACCAAAUAAAUGACGAGGCGAAAGCUCUUCGAGCGCAUAAACUCCAGAUUGCAAAAAAAUGUACAGAUCAUUUAGCAUUGGUACAAAAAGAGCUUCAUUCUUCGGUUCAAGAUGUAGAUAAAACGAAAAAGUUUUAUUUCGACGAAGAACAAAGUGCUCAUGAAGUGAGAGACAAGGCUAAGGAUAUAGAAGAAAAGUUAAAGAAAAAAAAAGGAUCGUUCUUCCAGUCAAUCACUUCUUUACAAAAGAACAGUGUGAAAGUGUCUUCCAGAAGAGAAGUUUUGGAAGAGAAAUCUUCGGGAGCUAGAAACGAUUAUUUACUGAGUCUGGCAGCUGCAAAUGCUCAUCAGACACGAUAUUUUUUGGUUGACCUUCAAAAUGUAAUGAAUACUAUGGAACACAAUGUUUAUGAAAAAGUACAAGAAUAUUUGUCAUUACUAAGUAAAAUCGAGCUUCUUACGUGUACUGUUGUUCAUAAUUCGUUUAAGAAAGUCAGAGACCAAGCGCAACAAUUGAGUCGUGAGUACAACAUGCAAUGUGUAUACCUCUUCUAUCCCGUGUUGAAGCAACAUGUUCAAUACCAAUUUGAACCUUGUGACGGAGACGGUAUAGAUCACAUUACAGCGGAUCACGGUGGUGUGGUGACUAUACUUAGCCAAGAAGCGAAAAGGUGGGCUACACGAAUAAUUAGGGAGACGAAUAACAUCAAAGAAAACACUAGAAAACUACAAGUCUUCCAAGCUCUCAAGGAUUCUGGACAAAAGAACGACCCGAAUGAUCCAAAUGGAGCUGAUUUGGAAACUAAAAUAGAAUCUUUGAAAAACAGCAUUCGAAGAUCUGAAAUAGCCAAAGCUAAAGCUGAAUCUCGUAUUGAGUGUUUGAGAAAUGGAGAUGGAAAUGUUAAUGUCGAAGAAUGGCUAGCUGACAUGGGCGAUAUAAAUGCCGAACUUCAACGAUCAAAUAGUACAUCUUCAUUACCAAUUGAUGGAGGUACAACUAGUGCAAUGACAUCUGACUAUGAUAGUGAGGAUUACGGAGACGGACCUUCAGACAGUCCAGUACCAUCCGAUCAGCCACAGUCGUCCUCUCAAGAUGAAGAAGAUCGACCAGAUUCGGCGGAAAUUGAUAAAGAUUGGGCACUUGUGGAAAAAGAACGACAACGUAUUGAACAAUUAACAGCUGGUUGGGACGAUCCGACUCAGGUAAAUUGGGAAGAAAAUCGUGACACUGAAGAAAAAACUAUGUAUCCUCAAACUGCUCCAGAAGAACCCGAAGGCCCCGUGUACAAAUGUACUGCGUUGUACAGCUAUACUGGCCAACAUCCUGAUGAGUUAAGCAUCGUUGAAAAUGAGCAGCUCGAAGUGUUUAGCGUAGACAGUGAUAAUUACGGUUGGUCAAAAGCCAGAAAUUACAAAGGUGAAGUAGGGUAUGUACCAUCUAAUUAUCUGGAUAUCGAACAAGAAACGUGUGAUCCAGAAACACACGAUACUCCUACCACAUACCAACUUAGAUCACAGAUUAGCUUUUCCUCGGUGGACUAUAUGGUAAACGACGAAGCGGCAAAUCAAUUACAGCACUGUCAGUCUGACGAAGACGUUGAAGCUGAAGAACAAUCAUCAGAAAAAAGCAUCACUACAGUGUGGGAAAAGAAAGACGGAGGCAUCAUAGAGGUACCGUCAUAUUGUAUAGCCCUCUUCGAUUAUGACGGAAAUGAUCCCGAAGAACUGGCUAUGAAAGAAGGCCAAAUUAUUAAAGUGGUCGACAAGACUACACACGUAGACGAUGGGUGGUGGGUAGGCGAGUUGGGUAGCAUGAUGGGACAUUUUCCGUCAUGCUUAGUGAAAGAAUGUUACGAGAACGGUGACCUAGUACCCACACCAACAUCUGAAAAUGGAGACAGUGAUUUUUCGAACGAAGAUCAUCCUGAGUUUGUAACAAGUGGUCCACCACCGCCACCACCACCAAUAUGUACACCACCCGAAUUACCACCAACACAUUUGUUCGCGACUCAAGUGAUUGUCACCCAACCUACUCCAAUCGGUGAUCAUGGACCCCCUGGAAGUUUUGCUCCAGAAGUGCCACCCAAAUCGAAUGAAUUUUCUAUGGUGAUAACUCAAAAUCAACAAGAACAGUAUGAAACUCAGUUUACGGAGGAGCCUUCUGAUACAGUAUCGAUAAACGUGCCCGGUGUACCACAACUAUUUAUAGAAAAUGAGGACGACUGUUCAGGACCUCCUGACGCUCCCCCUCCACCGGCACCUGCGCCCGCGUCCGACGGGCUGGGCGUCGCUCAAAUCGUCAUCACUGCUGCCACGCCAAUGAUGGAAGAACCGGAAAAGCCGUUCGGCCAAGAGUCGGCUACGGUUGAGGCCGAAGCUGAACCACCCAGUGCGGAGGUCCAAUCGGAUUCGAAAUCGGAAGAAGAGCACCGUAUGAGUGUGGAUAGUGAUUACUUUCCGGCCACAAUACCGGAAGAAUCUGAAGACGAUCUGAAGUUGCUUGAGACCGAUCAUCAUGCCGACACGGGUUUGCCGUCGGAGCUCGAACCCGGACAACUGGCCAAACUUCACGAUCUUAAAGAGUCAAACGCUUAGAUACAUUUUUUCAUCGUCUUAUUAUUUAUUUUUCAAGGUCAACUAUAUAUAUUAUUUUUAAGGCUCUACCUAUUAUAUAUUAAGACUAAGUAUUCUUGUUUAUGACGUUAUCGAUCGGUAGGUCUUCAAACCUAUAACACUAUUGCUAUAUAAUAUUAUAAACUAAAUGCUUACGUUAUGAUAUAUGCAACACAUAAAACGAUACCUAUGUGAUUGUAUGUUAUAGUGUUAUAUACGUUUCUAUUUUAGUAGUAAAAUGUUAACUGUCAAUAAUAUUACAUUUCCUUAAAACACGUAUCUUAUUAAAAGUAUUUAUAUUAAUUCUGAAGCACCUUUAGAGACAAAAUUAAAGGUUAAUUUGUUCUUCGUAUUAUUCUUCUUGUUAAUAGUAUUAUUUUCGAUAGGGUAGAAAAUAAUUAUUAUGAAUCUUAUAAUUUUUAUAAAUGGCAAACGUACCUAUUAUAUUAUUAUGUGACAUCUAAAUAUUAAUAAAAAUGUAUUUUCUAUUCUCAGUUUACGUGUAACUACCAAUAUUGAUUCACCCCAAAGAAUAAAGAUAUUUUGAUGAGUUGGUA